Pristis pectinata (smalltooth sawfish) is the source of this 2878-nucleotide messenger RNA. It is a transcript of the gene prorp, whose product is annotated as protein only RNase P catalytic subunit. The coding region runs from base 250 to 1992 and encodes 580 amino acids. NCBI's taxonomy places the organism in Eukaryota, Metazoa, Chordata, Chondrichthyes, Rhinopristiformes, Pristidae. Gene Ontology annotation, biological process: mitochondrial tRNA 5'-end processing; tRNA 5'-leader removal. The record is from RefSeq and is a predicted model, not a curated record. Gene Ontology annotation, cellular component: mitochondrion; mitochondrial ribonuclease P complex. The transcript has 7 exons. Gene Ontology annotation, molecular function: ribonuclease P activity; protein binding.
AGACAACCAAUGCGCAGCGGCGGCUUGUCAUCGUCAUAACGCUGUGGAGGUGACGGUUGGUAGUGGGGAGUGAGGGCGGUUGUUGGUGCCGGUUGGUUCCCGGUGUCCGUGGCUGCUGUCAGUUAUCAGCGUGAUGUGUUGAUGGCCCGUUGGCUAGUGGGGAAAUCAUUCGUGAAUCGCACCCUUUCACACAAGAGAGCGUGGUUUUGACCUGUUGUGGCGGUCUGAGUGUAAAGAGACGUGCUUAACAUGUUGCCUCGGCACCCAGGGACUUUUGUUUCCCAUUUAAAAUGUACGUUUACUCCUGUGGUCAAAGCCCAAGGUGCAUCGAGGCUUCUGCCAUGUGCCUUUGCUCCGUGGUCUUGCACCUCGUCGAAAUUUUUAACGUUAAGUGUGGGGAGACAGCACGAUGGCAACAAGAGGGAUUCGCCGAGUACUCAUCGAGAAAGAGCUACCCGCAGGGGUGCAACUGGUACUUCGUUUUCUUUAUUUACUGCAGGGGCUGCCAGAAAAAGAGCAGAGUUAGCAAAAAGCAAACUUGGCAACAAACUGAUUGAUGUUCCAAAGGAAGCGAACACUCCAAAAACGCCAAUACCAAUAAAACCUUUGAGUAUAGAUGAUUGGAAGAAAAUGAAAGCCGAAGCGUACAACAAAACUCGUUUUGAAGUAAGCAUGAUGGAAAAACUACUGUCUAAUCAUGCGGAUAUUGACAUAGCUAAGUCACUUUUAGUUUAUGUGACAAUGGAAACUGGUACUGUUGGGUAUGAACUCCUUUUGAAAUAUUUAGCACUGUGUGUCCAAGGGCAUCAUCUAAAUGAGGUACUUGAUUUAUAUGCCAUUAUGAAAACAAAAUUUGAAACAUUGGAUACUGGUGCUUACAGCCUCUUCAUCAGUGGUUUUAGCAAGACAGAUCGUUGGAAGGAGGCAGUGAUAUUUUUGGAUUCAAUCAAAAAGAUGAUUAAUCCAUCACCAAGAAAUUAUGGUGAUGUUAUUAUUUCUGCACUUCAGCACAAAGAAGUAGAAACUGCUUGGAGAUUACUUAACGAGAUGGAAGACAGAAACCUAAAACCAAAUGAAGAUACAUUACAAGCAUUUUUUGAUUGUGGUAAAUCAUCUUGUGAUGAACAGUAUGAAAAUAUGAUGAUGAAUAUCCUUUCUUACCUGAGAGACAAUCAGAUAUAUCCUGGGGAAAGUUUAAUGCGCAGUAUCCAGUCAUGGUUUGAGAGCCUUCCAGGUAAGAGAUGGGAAGGACACAGAACAACUAUUGUACACAGUGGGGAAUGCCACAUAUGCAAAACAUUGCUGGAAUCCAUUCAGCUAAAUGAAGAAGAGUACAAUAUAUUGAAAGAAUGUGUGAUGAAUGAUGUUAUACAAGGAAAAGAUGUUUUUAAGAAGACAACUCCUAUGGAAUUGCAACAUUUCCAGUCCUUUGUGAAAAAUCGUUUGCCAUUUGAUGUUGUAAUUGAUGGAUUAAAUGUUGCCAACAUCUCAGCUAAGGACAUACAGUCCAAAAUUCUCCUUGAGGUAGUUUCUCAUCUUGCCCAACAAAACUUGCGUCUCCUUGUCCUUGGGCGCCAGCACAUGUUGAGAGGAACACGCAGCUGGGACAAAGGCCAUAUGACUGCCAUACAGAAAUAUGCUGACUGUUUCUUUACCUCAAAUAUAUCAGAAGAUGACCCUUUUCUCUUAUAUGCAACAAUACUUUCAGGCAAUCAUUGUAAAUUCCUUAGUAGAGACCUCAUGCGGGAUCAUAAAGCUUGUUUGUCUGACAAAAACACCCGACGUUUGUUCUUCAAGUGGCAACGUGGACACCAGCUUGUGCUGUCGGGUUACAAUCCAGGGCGCAAGAUGAAAUUUGAGGUCAUACCAAAGUAUGACACAAUAGUACAGUCAACAAAAAAUACUUGGCACAUACCAUAUGAAGAAGAAGGAAUGGAGAGAUGCUCCUAUGAAGUGCCAUGUAAAUGGUUGUGUCUUCAAAAACGUAACUGAAGAAACAGUAGUUGGAGGUAUUGCAAGAAUGUUGUAGUUUUUGUUCUUAAAGAAUCAGUUUAUGUUUAGAACUUUUUCUUUAGCCACCUUAAUGUUUUGUUUCUUAAUUUUAUCUUAUUCGCCUUUUCUUCAAGAAAUAUGACAGCACCAUGACAAUGUAGUGGCUUAUUGUUGUGCCUGCCAAUUCACUCUGGAUGAGUUAACUUGGUACAAUUGAAGGCUCAGAACUUAUUAUUCUAUUGUUUUAUUGAUCAGUCUUUGGCGGAACUUGGACACCAUGAAUAAGACAUUCAAUAAUGUAAACAAAAAAAUAAAAUGGUGUUCAAGAGCACCACAAAGUCCCUAUGAUGUAAGUCAUCCUGUAGAUAUAUAAAAUAUGUAACUUCAGUCUAUUCAACCAAUUGCAUUCAAAGUGGUGUUCUUCUGUGCCUUGUGAGAAAACAAUGAAUGCUUUGUUGAUUUUUUACAAAAUGUUUCACUCUUUUAAAAAGAUAUAUUUUCAUUUUUGAAUAACUAAUCACGAUAUUAUUGAUUCUCUCAUUAACAAUGGAAAAUUUAAGCAUACUGUUUCUUUAAGUAGCCUUCUGACCAAAUGAUUAUUUUUCAUGUUAUGUCAGAAUUAUCUGGUCAAUAUCAUAUACAAUGAGAGGAUGCAAACCACAAACCAUGUUACAAAUACAUCUGUGUUUGAAUUUAAAUUCCCAUAUUUCAGGAUUGCAGUGAUACUGAAAGAAGUAAUAUAUCAAUUAUCAUGGAAAUAGUUCAAAAUGUUUUAGUAAUGUGUUAAUACUCGGGUCCAUAAAUAAUUGAUUUUGUGAGUUUAACAUUUACUGCUGCAUACAUUUAUUAUUCAAAUCAAAUAAAAUAAACAAUAUCUCUGUCUGCG